This is a messenger RNA of Brassica napus (rape), 3650 nucleotides long. Its product is annotated as mitogen-activated protein kinase kinase kinase 20. NCBI's taxonomy places the organism in Eukaryota, Viridiplantae, Streptophyta, Magnoliopsida, Brassicales, Brassicaceae. The transcript has a single exon. Bases 505 to 1623 code for a protein of 372 amino acids. Gene Ontology annotation, molecular function: protein kinase activity; ATP binding. Gene Ontology annotation, biological process: protein phosphorylation. The record is from RefSeq and is a predicted model, not a curated record.
CUUAACAAAUUUAUAGCCAAAAAAAUUAGUCACUAUUUUAAACAUUUUUCCACUUGAAGUUGUAUAAUAUAUAUAUAUAUAUAAUCCUAUAGUUUUCAAACUACAUUUUAAGCAUUAAACGACUAAAUGAUAUGAAUAAAAUUUAUAUUAAAAGUAUUAACUAAAUCGUGGACAAAUUCUUUAUUGUUAUAAAUUUAGACAUUUUAAUUUUUUUUUUUUGUGUGCACCAGACAUUUUAAUUUUAACUGACUAAAAAUUCGAAUUCUUUUCCUUUUUUCAACCGUUGGUCAGCGCUUCGAAUUUCCUUUUUUGAAGUAUCUCAGAAAAGGAAAUUAUGUUAUUCAAUUUUCCUUUUUCCGUGUGUCUGCCACACCGACUUAACUGAACCCCAACUCUAUAUAACACUCUGAAAUCACUUCUCCUUCACCACAGUUUCCUAUUUUUAAUUUUCUUAACGUUCUCUGUUUCCGAACAACGAUUCUGUGUCAAAACCCGAUUGAAAAGAUGGAAACAAAAGAAGAAUUCGUCAAGUUACUCGGCAAAGGUGCUUAUGGUUUUGUUAAUAUCGUCCGCUACAAUAAUCCCGACGACAACUCUUCCUAUCUCUCAGCCGUAAAGAACUCUUACCAAGAAGACUACAACGCUCUCCAACGAGAGUUCCACGUUCUUCUCCAACUCAAGGGAUGUCCCCGGAUCGUCACAUGUUUCGGAGACUCUCUCCAACAAAGUUUCAGCAGAUUCGGGGAGAAACUCCACAAACUACGACUCGAGUUUGCUUCCGAAGGUAGUCUCGACGCUUUCAUGAACAAUUACGCCGACAGAAAGUUGCCGGAACCGUUGAUCAGGGAUUUCACUCGGAUGGUUCUCGAAGGUUUGGUCUCGAUUCACGACCAUGACUACGUUCAUUGCGACAUCAAACCAGACAACAUACUCGUCUUCCCUUCUUCGACGACGGCAUCAUCGUACGAGGUCAAGAUUUGUGAUUUCGGUAACUCGUUAGAGAAAGGAGAGGUUCCUCUGUGUUGGGAAAUUAAUUUCCCGUGGCUUGGGACUGCGAUCUACAUGUCGCCCGAGUCGGUCCGUGACGGCAUCGCCCACGUGUCUCUAGACUUGUGGUCGGUGGGGUGUUUGGUUCUGGAGAUGUACACGGGCGUGAUUCCAUGGGAAGGCCUUGAACUAGAUGAGAUCGCUACUCGUCUCUUCUCUGGUAAAUCUCCAGAUAUACCUGAGACGCUUCCUUCUGAUGCAAAGGACUUUAUCCAAACGUGUUUCUCGAGGAACCCUGAGGAGAGAGGAAGCGCGCAUGAGUUGUUGCUUCAUCCCUUCUUGCCUCGUCCACAAGUGGAAGAAGAGGAUGAGAAGAAAACAGAGGAGAAGACAAGUAGCUCGUUUCUGUCGAACCUGUUCAAGUUGAGAAUCAGACGAAGAGGUUCCAAGAAGAAACUAGCGAAGGAUGAUGUUGCUGUUUCAGACAUGAAGCCUUUGAAGUUGAGGUUUUGGAAGACAAAGACCGUUAAGAGAACUCUGACCAAAGUCUUGGGGUUGAAGAAAUCGACAGACUUCUUUCACUUUAGUGUCCGUUCAUUAAGGUUUAGUACCUACUUUCUAUUCAUGAAGGUCUAGUAUGUCUCUUGUUUAAAGUCUCUGUUUAGUAUAUGUUGUUGUUUCUGUUCAUUAUAAAGUUUAGUAACUCAGGUCUCAAAUCUAAACCAGGUUUCAAAGUUUUACUGCGGUUAAUUUAGCAUUUGAAUAGCAGCUUUCAAAGUUUUACUACUGUAUGUUUCUAACUGUUAAAAAAAUUGUUCUUUUCUCUUGCAAACUCAAGUCUCAAUCUUUUUACUGUGGUAAGCAACCAAAAAGCAUCUUUUAACUCUGGGAAUCCUAGUGCAACCAAAGAGCAUCUUAAAACUGUUAAUGAAGUAGUUCUUUUCUUCAAUCUCAAAUGCUUCUUACUACACAGAGUUCUCUUCUCGGAAAAAUCCAAACCAGCUUUCAAAGUUUUACUGUGGUUAAUUAGCAUCUUUAACUCGGAUAGUCAUAAUAUGCGUGAGAAGAAACGAUUGAUGAAUGCUUACAUUUUCAUCUUCAACAAAACAAACCAAAAUGCAUAAAAGACAGACAAUGUGAAUCAUAAUUUGACGUUGGAACAAGCUCUACGACCUAACAAAAGAGUUCCCUUAUUCAAAAACUAUCAUAUUUACUUUGCUUAUGGUCGAUGUAUGUUUUUCCAUAUACAGAUAUAAAGCCAUGGACUUUUGAGAAACAUCUCAUCAAAUAUUGCUAUCUGUUUCUCCUUAAAGCGUGGAGGCUAGCACAAGAGUUUCACAGACUACCAAGUUAAAGACAACGAAAGGUUCAGCUGUAAAAAGAGUGUCAAUUUCAGAGAAGAGAAGCAAAGCCAAAACCUCCCCACCAGAGGAGAAACACCAGAAUAAUGGUGUGAAGAUUCUCCUUAAAGAUAGCUGUUGCCUUGCGUCGUUAAAAAGAGCACAUAGCUAAUAAAUUACCAUGGAAAGAACGCAUUACUAAACUACUCAACACAAAAGUAUUCACUGUCACGCAACACAAAGGGACUUGCCUUAAAACCAAAACUUUGCAAUUGUUUUUUUUGAUAAAGAAAAACUUUGCAAUUGUUGCUCUAGCCAACCAAUCAUAACCGGAAUCGGCACUCCCCGAACCAAAGCGAAGCAACAAAACCAAGAUUGUUAUUUGUAUGCACUGAGAAAAUUUUGAACAAAGCAAGACACACCAAAGCAGAAGAUGUAGGGAACACCAAAAUCAAAUGUAUAUUUUCGAGGUGCAAAAAUUGUCGUAAAAGAUGAAGAUCCCACUCUUUGGAAUUAUUUUUAAUAACGGAGUGAGAAAAAAUUGAGGUAAUUUUUAAACAAUGAGAUAGGUAAUUCUGGUGGUCGAGCAAGUGAAUUUAUCUAGAACCCAAGACUCACUCUAAAUCCUCGUAUUUAUUUAUUUAACUGUAACAUGUUUUGACUUUGUUAUUUCAGCAUAAACAAAAUUUCUAAUUUCAUCAAAAAUGUAAAUUAUGUAACGAGAUUACAAAUUUUGAUAUUAUGACCAGGUGAUCGUGGUCGAGUGGCAAGGAGAUGGAACUGAUACGCCAACACGUUUCAGGUUCGAUCCACCUGCUGCGCGAAACUAAGUCACAAUUAUCCUGGUCAGCUAACACGGAUAUGAGCCUAUGCUUUAUGGCCUAUUUGAAUAUCUAGAGAGAGAGUCUAUCCGUGGGCUGCACCUCCCCUUGGAGAUUAGUCUGGACCUCUCCAUGGACCUGGGAUACCCCCAAGUUAAUCCAAAAAAAAAAAGAGAUUACAAAUUUUGAUAUUUAAAGAUAGUCAUUUGUCCUAGUUGAUCAGAUCUAUAAACAAACCCAAAAUCCAACUUAGAACAUUUUCAAAAGGAGUCAUAUUUUUAAGGUUGGAAUAACCUCAAAUUGAAGGUUCUAGGGUUGGACAAAAAACCCGAAUCCGAAGAACCAAACCGAACUCCAUCCGAAAAAUAGUAUCGAACCCAAACCGAAAAAUGAUUAAAUAUCCGAAUGGGUUCCAAAUUUUGGUAUCUAGAGAACCGAAACUGAACCCGAUCUGAACCGAAGUAUCUCAGGCACCCGAAAGUAUCCGAAAUAGACUUAUAUA